AUGCCGAACAACAGGAUCCUGGAUGAAUUUGCGGUGCCCGAGGAGGCCCAGGAUAUGUUGAUGGAACACCGUCCCCAAAUUGAACGCCUCUUUCGGGUGGAGCUGAAUGUCGUGGGGGUGCUGGGAUCAGACCCCAAAGGAGCAAGGAAGAUCUGGUUGCAGUUACAAGGAAGCCAAGAGAAUCUUCAUAGUGCAAAGGAAUACAUCAAAGGUCUUUGUGCCCCAGAGCUUCAGGACGAAGUACAGUAUCCGAAAGACAUGCAGUGCAUCUUCUUAGGUGCCCAUGGAUUAUUUAUGGACUGCCUCAUUCGGGGGACCUCUGCGAACCUCACCUUUCUCCAUCCGGGCACCCUGUUGAUCUCAGGGUUGGCAGAAGCUUUUGUCAUGGCUCAGAGCCGGAUCCAGGAGUUUGUGGGGAAACACCAGAAGAACCCUAAGCUGCCAGAAGAACAGGAAGCUCAGGUCAAACGGUCCUUCCGGGAAUUGGUGGAGAAUUAUGAUGACAAACAUGCCAUGGAUCUUUUGAUCUUGCCCACCUCAGUCAAAGAGGAAUUGCUUAAUUUGGUCAAGGAGAUAAAGGAAGAAGACACAGAGGAGGGGCAAAGGAAUGGCUAUAGGAUACCAUCUGGUUUUGGGAGAGAUUGUUCAUUGGGGUGGGAAGCCAACGUUGCGAAUAGUGGCGGAUCUGGGUCUCCAGAUAGGCCUCAGCCUGUCUUUGGCAUACAUGCAGAGCUCAGUCGAGUCCAGGGACAGAGUAGAACUAGAGACUCCGGCCCUGACUGGCCUGUGGAAUUUACCACGGCACAAGAAUCUUUUCACAAAGCUGAAGAUUUGAUGCAACUACCGUACUCAGACAGGCCUUGGGAUGCUGGGAUGGACUUGCCUAUUGUGGAUGCAAAACCUCAAGACCAAAAACAUCUUCAUGUCCCACGGGAUGACUUUUCAAGACAUUCUGAUGAGGCCAAAUUGCACACUAAGCCACAGGAACAUCUGUCUGACUUGAAUGGUCCUCGACAAUGGCUGGAGGCAAUGACCACUAAGAAUUCUGGGCUUCCCAAGAGUUCUCCUAAACUGAUUCCAGCUACCUCUGAGCUUCAGAUUCUACCUGGAUACAAAGGCCUCACAGAAAGCUUGGAGGAUCAUCAAGCAGAAGAAAAGAAUCCCCUUUGGGCAACAGAAUCAUGCUCUGUUAGUUUGCCUGAGGAAACCACUGAGGAGGAGGCAACAUCAGACAUUUUGCUGUCAUCGUGGUCUGAAAAAGAGUUCAAAAUGAGGCUAAACUUCUUUAAAACUAUGGGCUAUGAGGAGUGUGUGGUCAAAAAGAUAUUAUUGGAGGGUGGAGUUCAGGAAGCCCCUUCGACCAUCUUGGAUAGAGUCCAGAUGAUGGAGGCAGGCUUGUCUCAAAAAGAAGACAUCUCCCCAUCCCAACGGCGAGGUCUCGCUGCUUUGUCUCUGGAAGACACUUAUGAUGAAAACAAUUAUGUCAAGGAACUGAUCAAAACAGCAGUGGUCAACUGCGGCCAUUGCCCCAGCAAGAUCCCCACAGAAAUACAAACAGGAGCCCCAUUAGCAAGUCUCCUGAGGCAGCUAAAUGAGAAAGGGAAAUACCAAGAUGAAGGCGAGAGUGCAAUAGGGGGGUCAUCAACCAAGCCAGAACAUGGAGGUCAGCUUGGCAUCCAGAGGGCAACCAUUUUGAAUCAUGGGGAAUCUUCUCACCAAAGGACUCAUCCGGAGGAAAGGUGGAAUGGUACACUUUCGAAUCACAAGGGUGUCCAUGUUUCAAUAAGUAACCCUGGAGUUCCCAGUUUGUUGCCUAUUACUUCUCCUAUUGCUAGUUUUUUGUCCUCCCUAUCGGAUUCUGAGGGGACCCAGUCAACAGAAAGCACCAACAUGGACGCUCUUCAGCAGGGUUCUGUUUCUACGGUAACUGGAGCUCAGCGCUUUGAGGAGGCUCUCCAGACUGAGUUCAAACUCAAGUUGGCCAACACACCUGGGAAGAAGAAUUUGCGGAUGGUCAUUAUUGAUGGUAGCAACGUGGCCAUGAUGCAUGGUCUGAACCAGUUCUUCUCCUGCCGAGGAAUCGCCCUAGCCGUGCAAUAUUUCUGGGACCGAGGCCACCGCGAAGUGAACGUCUUAGUGCCGGCUUAUCGAAUGGAAGAAGAUUCUAAUGUGAGAGAGAGGCACUUUUUGACUGAGCUGCACAAUCUAAGCAUCCUGUCCCUUACACCAUCACGAAAAAUCGAUGGGAGAGGCAUUGUCCCAUAUGAUGACAGAAUGAUGCUGAAACUGGCAGAACAGACUAACGGGGUGAUUGUCACUAACGACCAGUUCCGGGAUCUUGCCAAAGAAUCGAAGAGAUGGAUCAAGCUAAUCAAGGAGAGCUUGUUGCAGUACACCUUUGUGGGGAAUAUAUUUAUGGUCCCGGAUGACCCCUUAGGACGAAGUGGCCCUACCUUGGCAGACUUCCUGAAGAAAAAGAACAACAGAACCAAGUAUCCUGAUUGUCACUCUUUCAGUGGCCAACCCGCCCCUCAGUUCACACCAUCACAUCCUAUAUCCCAGACAGAGGUCCUUCACCUCCGGGAUAGGAGGCCUCCUGCUGGUUCAGUAGGGGACUACAGGAGAGGUCGGCACAACAGCCCUGUUGAGAAGGAGACACUUCGCUCCACAGAAGAGACAGAGUGGCUGAGGAGCAAGCUUUUGGAGAUUUUUGAGGGACAAGACAGAAAAGUGGACUUUGUGCUCAUGAGAGAACCUGGUUGCCAAGACCUGAACAAGCUUUCAGAGGCUAUUCUCAGUUUUACUUUCUGAGCCAGCCUCUUCUGUU
Protobothrops mucrosquamatus (brown spotted pit viper) is the source of this 2827-nucleotide messenger RNA. Its product is annotated as protein KHNYN-like. The coding region runs from base 1 to 2811 and encodes 936 amino acids. Gene Ontology annotation, molecular function: RNA endonuclease activity; mRNA binding. Lineage: Eukaryota; Metazoa; Chordata; Lepidosauria; Squamata; Viperidae. The transcript is spliced from 7 exons. Gene Ontology annotation, cellular component: nucleus; cytoplasmic ribonucleoprotein granule. The record is from RefSeq and is a predicted model, not a curated record.